Rattus norvegicus (Norway rat) is the source of this 3951-nucleotide messenger RNA. NCBI's taxonomy places the organism in Eukaryota, Metazoa, Chordata, Mammalia, Rodentia, Muridae. The record is from RefSeq and is a predicted model, not a curated record.
GAUGGUUCUAGUUAGUCUAGUAGGAACAACGCGGUUAGUUUUGUGAGCAUACCGUCAGUUGUCUUGGGCUGUAGGCAUAGCAUUGCUGGAGCAUACAAGUCAAGGUUUAACUGAGGGGCCAGAAAACGCACACGCUGUGAUAGCAGUGGAUAAAGAUGCUCACGUCAAGUCCCCCCAGUGUGGCCUCUGUGUAUCAGACACUGGAGCAUCGUUCGGGGUGUGAUUCCUACUUGUAUCAUGUAAAUUGCUUGAGUAAGAUGUUGCCAUUUCUACAGCCUUAAAGUAGAGCCAGCGUCAGGAACUGCAACUCGUAAAAACUACCCUACAAGUCAGGUAAGUCUCAAACCAUGAGGAUAUUUGCUGUCCUUAUAGUCACAGCCUGCAGUCACGUGCUAGCGGCAUUUACCAUCACAGCUCCAAAGGACCUGUACGUGGUGGAGUAUGGCAGCAAUGUCACGAUGGAAUGCAGAUUCCCAGUAGAACAGAAAUUGGACCUGCUUGCCUUAGUGGUGUACUGGGAAAAGGAAGACAAGGAAGUUAUUCAGUUUGUGGAGGGAGAGGAGGACCUGAAGCCUCAACACAGCAGCUUCAGGGGGAGAGCCUUCUUGCCAAAGGACCAGCUUUUGAAGGGGAACGCGGUGCUUCAGAUCACAGAUGUCAAGCUGCAGGACGCAGGUGUCUACUGCUGCAUGAUCAGCUAUGGUGGAGCGGACUACAAGCGAAUCACAUUGAAAGUCAACGCUCCAUACCGCAAAAUCAACCAAAGAAUUUCCAUGGAUCCAGCCACUUCUGAGCAUGAACUAAUGUGCCAGGCUGAGGGUUACCCAGAAGCCGAAGUGAUCUGGACAAACAGUGACCACCAGUCCCUGAGUGGGGAAACAACUGUCACCACUUCCCAGACUGAGGAGAAGCUUCUCAACGUGACCAGCGUUCUGAGGGUCAACGCAACAGCUAAUGAUGUUUUCCACUGUACGUUCUGGAGAGUACACUCAGGGGAGAACCACACGGCUGAACUGAUCAUCCCAGAACUGCCUGUACCACGUCUCCCACAUAACAGGACACACUGGGUACUCCUGGGAUCCGUCCUUUUGUUCCUCAUCGUGGGGUUCACCGUCUUCUUCUGCUUGAGAAAACAAGUGAGAAUGCUAGAUGUGGAAAAAUGCGGCUUCGAAGAUAGAAAUUCAAAGAACCGAAAUGAUACACAGUUCGAGGAGACGUAAGCAGUGUUGAACCCUCUGAGCCUCGAGGCGGGAUUGGCAGCUUGUGGUCUGUGAAAGAAAGGGCCCGUGGGACAUGGGUCCAGGGACUCAAAAAUGGAACCGGAGAGGAGAAGAGAACAAAGAAAGUGUUGGAAGAGGAGCCUGGGACGAAAGACAUUUCUACAGGAGACACUGCUAAGCAAGUUACCCAUCAGUCAUCUCGGGCAAUAAGUUGAGGGUUCCUCAUUUUAACAGCUGGUCCUCGCACAAGUGACCUUUCUCUCUACCCAGUGCCUGGAUGAGAGGCAGAGUCACAAGUGUUGAAGUGUGAGUGCCUUCUAUUUACUUCCAGUCCGUGUGUUCUUGCUGUGGGCAUGUGGUUAUGACUAGUGACAUAAUAGGCGUUAAAAUGCAGUCACCAAACUCAACUGCUGCUUAGCAUCCUCUGUAACUACUGGCACAAGCAGGAAACGUGGAGGUCACAUGGUUCGUUUGACGGGCUCUUGCUGUCCGACUUGAGUAAUCUUCAUUCUCAGGCCUCAAGGUUCUGCAGUAGUAGUUGUUCUCUUUAAAUAUCUGCUUUACAAGUGUUGGGUACUAUACUCAAACAUCUUAUUUCAUCACCAUGGCAACCCUCAUACUAACCUCUGUCAUACUCCCUUCAUAGCCAAGACGCUGAGUGUCUGAGUAACUUGACCACAAAAUGACAGCUAUCAGAUUUCUAUUUUUCAGACACUGUCCUUUCAGGAUAGAAUUUGUAGCUAAGAAUUUAAUAAUAAAAAAAAAACCCCGCUUAUUAGGCACUUCCACACCACACCAUGCCUUGUGCACUGCUCUGGCCUCUGACAGAGAAGGAAGCCAGAGUGCCGGUCGGAUUUGCUUAUGUGUGUUCAAUACUCAAAUCAAUGCUCAUUAACAUGGAGUCUGCAUUUUAAAGACACUCUCCAGUUCUUUGUCUAGCAUUAUAUUUACCUCUAAUCUGUUAUCCCUGCCAAACAAUCUCAUGUUCUCCAUGAAGUGUCUAGUCUUGUUGAGUAGUUCUUUUUUUUUUUUUUCUAUUUAAAUGAUAUUGACAUCUGAGGAGACAGCUCAGUUGGUAGAAUUCUUUCCUUACAAGUGGGAAACCCUGUUUUAUCCCCAGAACCCACAUAAAAAACAGUUGCGUAUAUCUGUGCAUGCUUAAUCCAAGCACUAGGGAGGCAGAGACAGGCAGAUCUCUAGCUCUCACCGAUCAGCCAGCUCCAGGUCUACAAGAGCUGACAGUGCCUGAGAAACAUGUCUACACACACACACAUACACACUCUCACAUACAUGGACCAUGUACUCAUACACCUAAGUGGACUCUCUUAGUGAACACACAUACAAUGGUCCCCAAGACAAAACAAAACAAAAAAAAAAUAAACCAAACUAGCUCUAUUCCAUCAGCCUAGCCAUGCUACUCCCUUCCCAGAAGCAACUGCUAUUGUUUUUGCACAUAUAUUUUCUUAAAGACAGUUAAUAUGUAUAAAUCUUUGUUAAAGUAUGUCUGUCUGUCUGCCUGCCUGCCUACCUAUCUACCUAUCUAUCUAUCCAUCCAUCCAUCCAUCCAUCCACCCAUCUGUCCAUCCGUCUGUCUGUCCAUCUGUCUGUCUAUCUACCUAUCUACCUACCUACAUACCUAUCAUCUGUCUGUCUGUCUUUCCUAAAUGGUAUAGGAAAACUGUACGUUUUCUAUGCACUUUGCCCUUUUCAUUUAGUGUAUUGAUACUUAUGCUGCUUCCAGACUGAUCUAAAGAUCCAUAAAGAGAACUGCCUCAUUUCUAGGUUUUCUUUCCCAUCCCUCUAGGCACCUCUCACACUGUCUAGGCCAGACACUUGCUGCCUGUAUCUGUAGACAUCAUUUAUAAAGUGUGUACUCACCGAGUUUGUGUCUACUCAAAGGGAGGCCAUGGGUCCCCAGGGUCACUGAGUCAACCCAGUACCAAGGUGGAGCCUUGUAUCUCCAUGGCAGAAGCAAAUCUGGGGCCAUUUCUGUUUCUUCCUUGACUUCUUUUCUAAAACACAGAUGCUCUAAUUACUUAUUACAGGUUGUCCCUGGUAAUGUCAGCAUUGCUCCUAGACUUCUGGGUGCCCUGGAAAAGCCCGUUAGCUCUGUGUGAACCCUUAAGGCAGCUGUCUCUCCUUACCUCAUAGACACUGUUUCCUGGAGGGUUUGAGAUACUGUUUCCAAAAGGUGUUCACUUGGGCGAGGAGGGGAGGGGGAGCCCAGAACUUUGUUACUAUUUUCUUUGUUUUGUCACAUGUCAAGGCUGAAGAAAGAGCCUGGGUAUGUUGGCGCAUGUCUCCAGUUGCAGGCAGAGGCAGGUGGAUCUCUGUGAGUUUGUGGCCAGCCUGGUCUCCAUAGUGAAUUCUAAGCCAGCCAGGGCUCGGUUACAUAGUGAGAUCCCGUCUCAAAGGAAAGACUGGCCUAUCAGAACCCCCAGUGAAACCCCUUCUGUUACUUGUUCACACAUGUUUGUUGAUGAUUCUCGUGUUAAUGUCUUGUUUGUAUGACGUUCAAGAAAAGAUCUGGUUGGGCAACACAUUGUAUUUAUUCAUCUUAUUCAAAAUCUUAAUGCCAUCUCAUGGCAUUGGAUUGGUAUGGCACUUUAUUCUUUUGUGUUCUGUAUAACCACAAAUGGAAAUUUUAUUUUGUGUCUGAUUGUCAUUGUAUUGCAUUAAUUUAAUAAGAUAUUAUUUAUUAAAAACAUUUGAUUUUUUUCUUUUUUAAAAA